CGUCACUAACCUGUUUUUAUCGGUAAGCGCCCUCUUCCAAGAAUGUUAUUUUUAUUUGUAAAUCCAGAACUUUAGUCUGUUCCACGUGUUUGAUAUUAAAAAUAUGGAAGUUAAUAAAUCUAAAUUAGAAAGCGAUAUCAAAAAGCAGGGCGAUAUUGUUAGAAGUUUGAAGGCUCAGAAAGCACCUAAAGAAAAGAUUGAUGAAGAAGUUUCCAAAUUGUUAGAAUUGAAAGCCUGUUUGAAUGAAGAAGGCCAACAAAAGUUUACUCUUAAGACACCAAAGGGAACAAGAGAUUUUGCUCCUCAGCAAAUGUCAAUAAGAGAAAUUGUUAUUCAGAAAGUAGUUGAAUGCUUUAAAAGACAUGGAGCUGAAACCAUAGACACACCAGUUUUUGAAUUAAAAGAGACUUUAACAGAAAAAUAUGGUGAAGAUAGCAAAUUAAUUUAUGAUCUUGCUGAUCAAGGUGGUGAAAUUUUAUCAUUACGUUAUGAUCUAACUGUUCCUUUUGCACGAUUUCUUGCUAUGAAUAAAAUUACAAAUUUUAAACGCUAUCAUAUUGGAAAAGUAUAUAGAAGAGAUAAACCAUACAUGACUAAAGGAAGAUAUCGAGAAUUUUAUCAAUGUGAUUUUGAUAUUGCUGGUCAGUAUGAUUUAAUGCUUCCUGAUGCAGAAUGUGUUCGAAUAGUUGUUGAAAUUUUGUCUAGUUUGGAUAUUGGCAGUUUUUUGGUCAAGGUAAAUCAUCGCCAAAUACUUGAUGGUAUAUUUGAAGUUUGUGGUGUUCCUUCAGAAAAAUUCAGAACAAUAUGCUCAUCAGUGGAUAAAUUGGAUAAGAUGUCUUGGGAAGAAGUCAGAAAAGAAAUGAUUGAUGAGAAAGGAUUAGAUCCCACAAUUGCAGAUGAAAUUGGUGAAUAUGUCAGUCAACAUGGUGGGCCUGAAUUGAUAGAAGUAUUGCUGAAUAAUGAAAAAUUGACAAAGAAUAAAGCUGCAAAGGAAGGAUUGGAAGCCAUGAAGCAGUUUUUUAUAUAUAGUAACUUAUAUGGUACAGUGAACAAGGUAAUUAUAUACUCUAAUUUUGAUGUUACGGUUCUGUAUUCUCUCAAAACAUUUACCUGUAUUAUAUUUCAAAGCACAAGAAAUUCUGUUAAUUGUACUGGUGACGAUGAUGAUGGAGUUUCAGUUGGAAGUAUUGCUGGGGGUGGACGAUAUGAUAAAUUAGUUGGAAUGUUUGAUUCAAAGCAUAAAAAUGUUCCUUGUGUUGGGAUUAGUCUUGGGAUAGAACGUAUAUUUUCAAUUAUGGAAGCAAAGGCUCAACUUAUUAAUAAAAAAAUCAGAACAACAUGCACUGAAGUUUAUGUUGCAUCUGCCCAAAAGAAGAUGAUUCAAGAAAGAAUGAAAUUGUGCAGAGAGCUUUGGGAUGCAAAUAUAAAAACUGAACAUUCCUAUAAAUUGAAUCCAAAACUUCUUGAUCAGUUACAAUAUUGUGAAGAACAUGCAAUACCUUGGGCUAUUAUCAUUGGUGAAAGUGAGUUGCAAAAAGGAAUUGUAAAGUUACGGCAUGUUUCAACUAGAAAAGAGGUUUGAAUUUGUUUUUAAUAUUAUAUGCAUAGCUUAUCUUAUAAAUCGUUUUCAUUUCAAUUUAUUAUAAAUUAACAGUCUAUCAGUGAAAUAUCAUUAACCUGUGAUCAUAUGUAAUUGUGGUGAUUUUCCAUAUCAUCUAGUUUUUUUUGCAGGCAUUUUUUACUACAUUGACUAACUUAGCUGUAUUUUCAUGAUAUCUUCAUGCAACAUUCUAUCA
Molecule: messenger RNA, 1796 nt
Organism: Centruroides sculpturatus (bark scorpion)
Lineage: Eukaryota; Metazoa; Arthropoda; Arachnida; Scorpiones; Buthidae
Gene: HisRS
Product: histidine--tRNA ligase, cytoplasmic-like
Exons: 13
Coding region: 104-1582 (492 amino acids)
Biological process (GO): tRNA aminoacylation for protein translation; mitochondrial translation
Cellular component (GO): mitochondrion; cytoplasm
Molecular function (GO): aminoacyl-tRNA ligase activity; ATP binding
Source: RefSeq, a predicted model, not a curated record